Helicoverpa zea (corn earworm) is the source of this 1030-nucleotide messenger RNA. RefSeq names its product putative inorganic phosphate cotransporter. NCBI's taxonomy places the organism in Eukaryota, Metazoa, Arthropoda, Insecta, Lepidoptera, Noctuidae. The record is from RefSeq and is a predicted model, not a curated record. The transcript has 7 exons. Gene Ontology annotation, biological process: transmembrane transport; monoatomic anion transport. Gene Ontology annotation, molecular function: transmembrane transporter activity. The annotation marks the transcript as partial.
UCAGGUUCACAAGUAGGAACAAUCAUAGCCUUCCAGCUAUCAGGACUGUUUGCUGGUAGUCCAGUCUUAGGCUGGCCAGUGUCCUUCUGGCUAUUUGGAGCUCUGAGCCUGGUCUGCUGUGGUCUACUGGGCUGGCUCGGAGUCGCCAGUCCUCAUGAACAUCCCACCAUCACUACUGAAGAACUGGCGUAUAUUAUGGAAGAUGGAGCCGUUGAUAUUGUGCCUAAGAAACGCAAGACUCCUUGGAAGCACAUCCUGACCUGCAAGGCGGUGUGGGGGCUUGUGGCAUCUCACGCCGGUAGUGCUGCCAGCUACCUGCUGAUCCUCACCGAAAUACCUCUGUACAUGAACCACAUACUACAUGUAGACCUGAAAAGGAAUGGAGUUUAUUCAUCGUUGCCAUACAUCGCGUUGUACGUUAUGGCUAUGUUCUUCGGAUAUGCUUCUGACUACGCGGCUACCAAUAAAAUUAUGUCUGUAGUCAAUAUCAGGAGGACGGCUAAUAGUAUAGCAAUGGCAGGCUCAGGAGUAUUUCUGUUCGCGUUCAGCUUCGUGAACGACACCACGCUGGCGGUGUGCGUGCUUAUCAUAGCACAUGGUUUGCACGCUGGCGUCCAUGUUGGAUUUCAUAUAAACCAGAUCGACUUGGCUCCAAACUUUGCAGGACCUAUCAUGGCGCUCGGCAACAUGAUCGCGAAUCUCACCAGUCUGUUGGUACCUGUGAUCGUUUCCAACGUCGUGAAGGAUGAUGUGACGAAUCACCGCAAAUGGCAGUACGUGUUCAUGAUAUUUGUGGCUAUCAUGAUCAUCACCAACACCAUAUUCGUCGUUUUCGCCAAGGGAACUGUGCAGCCAUGGAACUUCUAUGGUGAAGACGAAAAUGAAGGUGAGAAGGAACUGGGUGCUCUAGAAGAUAAGAACUCGACCAAAGAAAAGGAAAGUUUGCAAGAUUCUAUACGACAAUGAUAAUAAAAUUAAAUAAUGUAAAUUAUUAUACUAAUUUAGGAAAUAAUAAAUAAUAGCGAAAUAA